Phytophthora nicotianae INRA-310 is the source of this 162-nucleotide messenger RNA. RefSeq lists its product as hypothetical. Lineage: Eukaryota; Oomycota; Peronosporomycetes; Peronosporales; Peronosporaceae. The record is from RefSeq and is a predicted model, not a curated record. The transcript has a single exon. Bases 1 to 162 code for a protein of 53 amino acids.
AUGGCAGGUCUGGUGAUUGACUGCACGUAUAAGACCAAUCGGUUUUACAUGCCUCUUUUGAACGCCAUUAUCGUGACCGGAUUCUGCCGUUUGCACACGUUUGGCUGCCUGGCGAGGCUGAACCAGAUUUUGAGUGGGCCUUCGUGCCGCUCAAGACCCUAA